This is a messenger RNA of Schistocerca piceifrons (Central American locust), 1911 nucleotides long. RefSeq names its product putative fatty acyl-CoA reductase CG5065. Gene Ontology annotation, biological process: long-chain fatty-acyl-CoA metabolic process. Gene Ontology annotation, cellular component: peroxisome. Gene Ontology annotation, molecular function: alcohol-forming very long-chain fatty acyl-CoA reductase (NADP+) activity. The record is from RefSeq and is a predicted model, not a curated record. Lineage: Eukaryota; Metazoa; Arthropoda; Insecta; Orthoptera; Acrididae. The transcript has 10 exons. Bases 212 to 1678 code for a protein of 488 amino acids.
UGCGCUGGAAUGCCGCAUGCCGCGGCGCUCCACAACACAGUCGCCGUUCGGCUGCCACACAACAGACGUCAGACAGCGGGCCGCCCGACGCGCUGGAAUUCCACUCCGCCUGUCACCAGCCUCACGAUCUAGCUGGGUCCGUUGCUAACUGCCAGGCUGCGUUAGAGUGGAGACCGGGGGAGGGCAGCGUCGAGUGGCAGCUAAAGCCGAGAUGGGGGAGCAGGAGGUGGGCGCGUGGUUCUCGGGCCGCAGCGUGCUGGUGACGGGCGCCACCGGCUUCGUGGGCGGCGUGCUGCUCGAGAAGCUGCUCCGCGAGUGUCCCCGCCUCGCGGCCGCCCACCUGCUGGUGCGGCCCGCCGCCCACGAGACGGCCGAGCAGCGCGUCGCGAGACUCCUCGACUCACCGCUGUUCUCGCAGCUGGAGGGCGACGAGUGGCGGCAGCGCGUGUUCGCGGUGCCGGGAGACGUGUCGCGGCCGCAGCUGGGGCUGCAGCUGCCUGCAGAGGCGGCGGCCCGCCUGCUGGACCAGGUGUCCGUCGUCUUCCACUGCGCCGCCUCCACCAGCCUGGCCGCCGGUCUGCGCCGCACCGUAACGGCCAACCUCGACUCCACGCAGCACCUGCUCGACCUCUGCAAGCAGAUGCCCAACCUACAGGUGUUGGUGCACAUGUCGACGGCGUUCUGCAACUGCGUGGUGCGCGACGCGGUGGCAGAGCGCGUCUACCCCACCAGCCUGCCGCCGGAGCGCGUGCUGGAGCUCGUCCACGGCCUCACGGACGCAGAGCUGGAGGCCGCCACGCCCAGCCUGGUCGGCGGCCAUCCCAGCGCGUACACCUUCAGCAAGCAGCUGGCUGAGAACCUGCUGGUCGAGCGCCGGCCGCCUGGACUCAGACUCGUCAUCGUGCGGCCCUCCAUAGUUUGCGGGGCCGCGCGCGAGCCGGUGGCGGGCUGGAGCGGCGGACCUGUUGGACCAAUACGAGACAGAUCGACAGUUUUCAUAACACCACGUCAUGUGAGACUUUGUAUCAGCACUAUAAGCUGGAAUCCAAAACAUAGCCCAAGGGAGGAGGGCGUGCAGGUGUACCACGCGACGUCGGGCGCCCGGCGGCCGCUGCGCUGGGGCGAGUACGCGGCGCUGGUGCAGCGCGCCUGCAGGAGGGCGCCCAGCCGCCGGCUGGCGGCGCCGCCCACCACCUACUGCCGCGCCUGGCCGCCCACCGCCGCCCUCACCUUCCUCGUCACGCACCUGCUGCCCGCUCUGCUCCUGAACGCCCUGCGCUGCGACCGGGGGCUGCUGCAGGCGCAGCGGAAGUACUGGCGCGCCAUGUGGCGUGCGCGCUUCUUCUCGUGCCGGGACUGGUGUUUCCGGACUGGUGCCGCCGACAGACUACGUGCCCGCAUGUCGCCGGCCGACCUCCGUCGAUUUGCUGUCGACGUCGACUCUGCUGGCGUCGACUGGGAACGACUCUUCAGCGACUCAGCGCUCGCCGUGCGCCGCUACGCGCUGCGGGAGGACCCCGCCACCAUACCGGCCGCAAGGGCGCGCAUGCGCAGGCUGGAGGUGACCUUCUGGUUGGUGGCACUGUGCAUUGCAUCAAUGCCACUACUGCUGUGCACAGACAUUGUAGUAGGUGCCAUCUGCUCGGUGCUGGUCAUCACAUUCCUGCUCUGGCUGUGACAUGAACCACCACCACCAGACAGUCAGCUCACCAGCAUCUGUCUCCUGCCUGGUACCUGCAUUCAUACCCACCGUUGAUACCAGCAUCGACAGUUUUGGUGAAUACUGUCUGUCAGCUGUCACUUUGGUAAUUGUGAAGUGUACUCAUGACAAAAGUUAUGCUUGUAUUUUGCCCAUCUGUAUUGUAAUGUAUUCUUAAUGGCUACAGUACAACCUGUUUUAUCUCCUUAAUA